CUAUAAAGAUUUAGGAGUUAUAUUAAGCAAUGAUCUCAAAACGACUAGUCACUGUAAGGCUGCUGCUGCAAAAGGCUAUAGGGUAUUAUGGUCAAUUCGUAGGUCUUUCCAGUAUUUAGAUGAUGAAAUGUUUAGAUUACUAUACCCGAUUUAUGUGCGACCACAUUUAGAAUACGGGAUUCAAGCAGCGUGUCCUUGUUUCAAAUAUGAAGCAGAUAUGCUAGAAAGAGUCCAACGACGAGCUACUAAGAUGGUACAAGGUCUAUCUGGCCUAUCUUAUGAAGACAGACUGAGACACCUUAACUUAUUUCCGUUAUCUUACCGUAGAGUACGGGGUGAUCUAAUAUUGGCUUAUCGUAUACUGAACGAUGACCUUGGUAUUAACAUGUCUUAUCUUUUGCUUCCGUCUAGAACCGAUCAUUUGAGAGGACAUUCGAAGAAAGUUCAAAAACCGAGAUCAAACCGUUUACGUCUGGAGUUCCGUUUCUCGCACCGAGUAGUGAAUUACUGGAAUUCUCUACCGGAACACGUAAUAUCAGCACCGUCUGUUAAUAUAUUCAAAACGAGAUUGGACCUCCACAGUAUUACAAACUGCAAGGAUUAAUAUAGGUCGACAGACCUCCUUUCCUUAUUACUGAGGACUGAAGACUGAUAUCAUGUUGGCGGGUGUUACCAAUCAUCCGAUUCGUUGUUGGGUCCAAUAGCAGUGAAAUCUUGAGGAAACUCAUUAUUUAGUCUCCAGAGAUCGCAAAAUGACCAAUGAUUUAACUACAGCUUUUAGUGAAGAAAUCGCAAGGUGCUUCACGUUUGAUGGCGUUUUCAAAGAUUCAAACGAUCAGGUUAAACUUAAGGAUAAGUCACAAUCGUUUGAUUCUAGAGAAUUUUUGGGCCCACUACUCGAUCACUACACAUUUCCACCAGUACAUUGGUUUGGGACGUGUUUGUAUGGAGUUGUUCUAGAAGCUCUGGAUAUCAAGGAACAGGAACAACCAGUUGAAUGUUACGAUCUAGAUAUACCCGAAGAUGAAGCCAUUAGUUAUGCAUUCGAUCACCAUUCGUUAGUAACAUCUCAGUUGCCUGAUUCAUACGAUGAAAUCGUUCAAACUGCCGACGAAAUCAUUAAGGAAAUUGAUAUUCUUAUGAAUGAUAAUGAAGAUAUCCCUUUGUCACUGUGCAAUAUGGUCCAGUCGGAGUAUAAACGUCCACUGGUGCUAGAAAAUAUCGGAAGUGAUUGGCUUCCUGAAGAAGCUAUGCAAGAUCUUUCUCUGAAUGAACUCAAUGCAUUAUUAGAAGAACUAGAAUCUUGUGUACGAGAAUAUUCUGCUAUCCUUGUUCAAGAGUUGGCGUAUAGAGAAGAAUUGGAUUUUGAACAAGAACAGAAAGAUAUUUUUAUUGCACGCUUGAACGAAUUGCACCGCCGUCUGGAGCGUCGGAGACGUUUAAGUAUACCACCAGAUAGUCAUAUUCAGUUACUGUCAAAUUCUCUGUUGGUAAAAGACUAUGAUGAAGCGUGCACAUUUGGGCGAAACAUAGUGCUCGACAAUAUGGGAUCGCCAUCGAAUUCUGUUCAUAAAGAAGCCCCACCGUUCAUUUUACGUGCACAGUCAGCAGCUCAAGCAGCGGUUGCUGCAACAUCAUCUGCAACAGUUGCAAUAAAAAGGCAUUUUCGAAGGCUGAGUACAUUUUCAAAGGAUACUUCAGGAACAACAAAUCAUCAGUCAGAUCAAUGUAAUCUUGUUCACACAGCAUCUAUUUCUCCAAAUAAUAAAUGUGACGUAAACAAUUUGUCAGAAAAAGAUGAUCAUACAAUUCACUGUCCAACAAUUAUGUCUGCUCGAGCUAUUGCCAUUGCUCGUCUUCGAAAAUGGGCCGGAAGAAAAUCAGAAGGACCUUCAAAAACUGAGAACACCGGGACUUUCAGGGCUUUCCUUCGCCGUGGGCGUCAUCAAGCAGAAGUCCCAAUGAACUCGUUUGUCCGUAGUCGAGAAGCUCGUUCAGCAGUAACUAGUCCUACAUCAUCUCAAUUUGAAUUCCCUUCAAUACCUACCACUUUAACACACUCGGCUUCUGGUCAUUUGAUUGGACGAUCUGAACUAAGUUCGGAUGAUCUUGAAUAUAAGUAUUUGACCACUUCGGUUCCGUACCACCGAUCUCCCAGGAACGAAGGACCUACCGUUACCCAGUUGGAGCUGUUCAACGAUAUGCUUUUGGCCAUUUUAACAAACAAUCCAAAUCUGACACCUAUGCUCACCGAUUAUAUUCUUAAUGUGAACGUUGGAUUCAACCGAUUGUGUGUGUUUUUAUGGAAUUGUAUAUCACCAAAUUCAUUUUCUUACAUUUGUACUGAAACCACUGAUCAAAUAAUGUUUAAACCGAGUAAUAUUGUGUUUAGUUAUAACAUUAAUCAAAAUAGUACAAACAUAUUCGGUGAGACUAUAGUUUAUGAACGACCUUUGAGCGACGCCAAAGUGACCUUUAGAGUGUCUACUUACUCAAUUCAUAUAUUACAAUUUCCAAAUGAUUUACUCUGCCUUAAAUCUGGCCAAUUUUAUGGAUUAUUAAUAUGGAUUUAUGAAUUGUAGAACCUGAUGAGAAAUUCAUUGAAAAAAAUAUUCUUCAUUCAUAUAAUUGUGUUUUAAAGAAUUAUUCACCAAGCAAAUUACUAAUUUCCUAACAUUAAAACUUAUAAUUAUUUUUUUUCUUUUAAAAAUAAUUUAGUUUACGCUCCAGCUGAUCGACGCUUAUCUAAACUUCCAAUUUAAACAACAACGAAAUUAAUUAAUUCUACAAUUUUAAUUGAACAUCAACAAUAAAUCAGUCAUUAGAUCAUGUGCUUUAUAUUUUAAUUAACCUGUUCCGUUUUCUUUUAAAUCCAUAUAUAGCUUUGAAAAUUAUUUUAGUGUUUAGUUUGAUUUUUCCAAUCUCCUUUUCUUUUUUAUUUCUUUUAUUUUGCUUCUUGUGUAUACUUGGAUCCGAGUCUUUUUUUGCGAUCCUAUCAUUUCGCAUUAAAAGUAAUGUUCUAACUUUUGAAAACGAAUGCUUUAUUUAAAAAACCCAAUUUAAUCGAUUUAUUAUUUCCGAACUUUAUUUAUACUUUUUCAAUAAAUGAUAAUUUAGAACAAAUACUUAUCGUCAUAAUGCUUUGCUAUAAUCAAUUAUCUUAAACAAGAUAUGUAUCAUUUUUGUCACUUACGUUUAAUAAAUCACAAUAACUAGUUAUAUUAUACAAUAUUUAUUCAACUAAACAAACUAUUUUAUUUUAAAGUUAUUACAUUUUACCUCUUAUUUCUUUUGAUCGGUAUGCAUACAAAUAGCAUCUACAUGAUAAGAUCAAUUCAUUAUUGAUAUACAUACAUGAAUUAGUGCCAGAAUCAUUAAAUGUGAUGACAAUCUCGUCAUGGUUAUUGUGUUUUAAUGCUGAUUAUUAUUUUUUUCUAAAAUGAAAAGAAAGUGUUAACUUCUUAUUGAACUAUUUUUGUUCAGUAAAUUAUUGUUAGGUUAAUCAUUUUUGGCAUUUCUAUCGUUGCUUGAAUCUCUUAAUUAGCGUUUAUUUUUAGUUUUCUUUUUCUUGUCAGUACUACUUAUUUUUUAUUAUUUUUGUUACUGUUCAUUCAUAUAUUGAUAAUAUCUGCCUAUUCACACCAGAAAUUUUGAUUUUGAGUCGAAUUUUUUUUAGUUUAUUAGCUUGGCUCUUCGUCUUCUUCAUUAUUAUUUGCAUUUAGAUUUCGGCGAUUUAAUUGAUUGUUCAUUUUGAAAAUGUUGCGAAAUUAUGUUAUUUAAAUCACAACAUACAAUAAUAACGAUUGUUGUCUAG
This is a messenger RNA of Schistosoma mattheei, 3814 nucleotides long. NCBI's taxonomy places the organism in Eukaryota, Metazoa, Platyhelminthes, Trematoda, Strigeidida, Schistosomatidae. The record is from the annotation of a GenBank genome assembly.